Messenger RNA from Drosophila melanogaster (fruit fly), 2010 nucleotides. RefSeq lists its product as uncharacterized. The transcript has 3 exons. Gene Ontology annotation, molecular function: oxidoreductase activity. The record is from RefSeq and is marked reviewed. The coding region runs from base 172 to 1512 and encodes 446 amino acids. Lineage: Eukaryota; Metazoa; Arthropoda; Insecta; Diptera; Drosophilidae.
CCAGCUCAGCUGAUUCUGAUUGGGAUUCUUACUACUCUCUCUCUCUCUCUCUGUCUCUCUUCAUUACGAUACGUAAUAUACGUAUACGUAUUUGUAUACCCCUCUCUCUCACACACUCUUCUAUUCUGUUUUGGUUACCUUUUUGUGGGUUACGUUACCUUAUUUGCCGAUAUGACUGCUUUGACAUUGCUACGACGAUCAGUUACGGCGGUCAGCUACGACGGUUACGCCCACGUUUGCGUUACGAAUUGGCGGUUUCUGCCCCAGCUUCAAAGGUGCCAAUUGCAUUUGCACGUUAGUGGGCGACAUGCUGCUGUACUUUUGUCCAGCAAAACAACAGCAACAACAGCAACAUCAGCUGUUGCAGCUGCGCAGGCGCCAAAUGCGUAUGCUAAUGUUGGCGGCUUUUCCAUCACGUACCGCACCAUGUCCGCCGCUGCUCCGAAACUGGUGGCCGUUGCCGAGUCGCGUCGUUUCAUGAUCGACUGCUUCAAGGCGGUGAAGGUGCCCCAGGCCCAUGCCGAAGCCCAGGCGGAUCUCCUGGUGGCUGCGGACCAUCGGGGGCACUUCAGCCAUGGCAUGAACCGCCUUGAGAUGUACAUCAACGAUCUGGCCAUCAACUCCACGGACGGAGCGGCUGUGCCCAAGAUCCUAAAGGAAACUCCGGCCACCGCCUGGGUGGAUGGCCUGAAUGGACUUGGUGCCGUCGUGGGCAACUACUGCAUGGAUCUGGCCAUCAAGAAGGCCAAGACGGUGGGAGUUGGCUGGGUUUGUGCCAAGGGAUCGAACCACUAUGGCAUGGCUGGUUGGUAUGCCAUCAGGGCCAUGGAUCAGGGUCUGGUGGGCAUGUCCAUGACGAAUACCUCGCCGCUGAUGGCACCCACACGCGCCAAGGAGGCUGCUCUGGGCACCAAUCCCUUGUCCCUGGGUGCCAAUGCCACCAACGGUGAUAAGUUCCUGCUGGACAUGGCCACCACAGCCGUGGCCGUGGGAAAGAUCGAGAUCCAGCGCAGGAAGGGAGCUCCUCUGCCCGACGGAUGGGCUCAGGAUCCCAGUGGUGAAGUGACCAACGAUGCAGAGCUGGGUUUCAGCACUGGGUGCCUGAUGCCAUUAGGAGGAUCCGAGCUGACCUCCGGCUACAAGGGUUACGGCCUUGGCGCCAUGGUGGACAUUCUGUCGGGUGUCAUGUCCGGAGCCAACUACUCGACGCAGGUGAGGAAGUGGACACAUGCUGGCGCCGAUUCCGCAGCUGAUCUUGGCCAGGUCUUCAUCGCCGUGGAUCCCAACUGCUUUGCUCCCAACUUCGAGGAACGCAUGGCCGACUUCAACUCCCGCCUGCGAGGCGCUACUCCGACCGAUCCCAGCAAGCCCGUUUUGCUGGCUGGAGACAAGGAGAAGAAGGGAAUGGCUGACGUCGAUGCCGCCGGCGGUAUACAGUAUCUGGAGAAUCAGUUGAAGACGUGCGCCAACCUGGCGGAAAUACUGAAGAUUAAGCCCCUGAGCUUUGUUUAAACUCGAAAGAACUGGUGGACUUACACUAGGGAGUCAAGCAUACCCAUUGCCAUAUGUUGAAGACGCCUCUGCAUUUUGAUGGACCAAAGCACUACAGUAACACUUUACACUGAGAGAAAUAUUGAUAUUUGCAACAGUUAGAUUAGAUUGCACUGGUGCUGAACUAAAGCUAGUUACAUAUCUCCAUGUUGCACUUAAAACAUAUUUCUAGUCUCCUAAGAGUCUGUCGUUGCUCCUAUUAUUUAGUUUUUAACUACGCAAGCUUUCUUAUUAACUAAAAACAUGAGCUUCGGCAUUCUUUUAGGGAAUUAGCAAUAUUUAGUAGAGUAAAGACUUGCAGUUUGCAAAAUAAUAUACAUAAGUAGAAGUACAGCUAAAUUUCUGUUUAAAACAAAAACUAUCUGUUUUAAAAUAUAUUGAUUUUGGCACUUUGAGAUACCCAUGCUGUGUUCAGCAAUUUCAAAACUAUUAAAAUAAACAAUAUACUCUUCGAUAAUC